Paramuricea clavata is the source of this 1032-nucleotide messenger RNA. Lineage: Eukaryota; Metazoa; Cnidaria; Anthozoa; Malacalcyonacea; Plexauridae. The record is from the annotation of a GenBank genome assembly.
AUGGUGUCACUGGGCGACGAGGAGUGGAAGAAACGUUUGAACGACUCAGGAUAUAAGAAUUGGCUCAAGGUUUCUCUUGCACUGAUUGAGUCAAAAGAAGCUCUUCAUGACUUCACUGAAAAUGUGAUUGUCGUCCUUCAUAAUGAUAUUAAAACCAGGCUAGGCUCGGGAAAAUGCACUACGCCGUCUGCUUGCAACAUGAGGAAAGGCGGUGGUAUUACUGGGAAAUCACCACCUUGCCCUAGCUGUGCCCAGUGGGUGAUUGAAAUAAAAAAGCAAAGCAACGGGCAGCUACAAUGGAAAAAUGCAGACCCAACAAAAUGGCACAACCUUCCUUGGGAAAUUGCGAAGUGCUUUAUGAAUGCCCAGGGUGCAAAAGCCACUGCAGCUGCAAACACAGGACCUGAUACGACUGACCUGUCUGGAAUGUUGAAUAUUCUUGUUAAUUGUAAAGAAAUCACACUUAAGCAUUUAAAGGAUAAAAAGUUGCCUAAAGACGUCAGAAAAGUGAGAAAUGAUCUGAUGCAUUGUGCGACAAUGUCGUUCAGUGAUGCAGAGAUGCAGGGCAUGGUUGAUAAGGUCAUUGCACUUCUUGAAGAUUACAAGGAAUUGAAGCAUUUGAAAAUCUGCCAAGAUAAAGUCAAAUUAAUUAAGUCAUUAAGAGAUAACGAGUUUGAGCUGAAGACGAAGGACGAACACGUAUGUAUUGAGACUGUAUUAGAAAGUCAUGCAUUGGCUGCUGAAUCGGGAGAUGAAGUCGAUAAGAGCAUGAUAUCAAAGCUUAGACAAUUUAUCAAAGAAAACAAGGACCUGGAAAGGAAGUUUGAUGAUAAAGUCAACAAGAUUGAUGAAAAACUGACAAAUAUGAAGCACAAGUAUGAUGCUGAGAUUUCAAGGGUUGACAUCGAUUUAGGUGAACUCAAAGGAAGAAUAGAAUUCCUUGAGAAGAAACUUGCAAGUGGACAAAGUUUUCCUAGUGACAAUCCUGCAAGUAAGGACAUGAGAUCAAGUCAUUUUACAAAAGUGCUCUAA